UCAUGUCAAUAGAACAAUUUGAAACUUGAACUCAUUCUCAAAGCUGAAACACAAAAGAAACCCGACCCGAGAACCAAAAGUAGGGAAUCUCUCUCUCACUUCUGGUCAUUUUGCCCUAACCCCGUCUCAGGAAAUUCCCCAUUUCUAAAUUUUUCAUCUUCUUCCCAUAAGCCCCUUGUUGAAUUUGCUCGCUACCUCUUCAUGUCGCGGCAUUUCGGCCGAAAAUAUCGAAAGCAAGACAACUCUUUUAUUUGGAAUGCGAUAAUCAAAUCUUUCUCACAUAAGGAAGACCCAAGAGAGGUUUUUGUUAUAUUUAAUCUAAUGCUUGAAAGUGGGGUUUGUGUAGAUAAGUUCUCAUUUUCACUUGUGCUUAAGGCGUGUUCGCGCUUGGGCUUGAUUAAAGAAGGAAUGCAAAUUCAUGGGUUGUUGGGGAAGAUGGAAAUUGGGUCGGAUGUGUUUCUACAGAAUUGUUUGAUGUGUUUGUAUUUGCGAUGUGGAUGUCUUGGAAUUGUCCGCCAGCUGUUUGAUAGAAUGAUGAAGAAAGACUCGGUAUCUUUUAAUUCGAUGAUUGAUGGGUAUGUGAAGCAUGGGAUGGUGAAAUCAGCAUGGGAGUUGUUUGAUGUUAUGCCAAUGGAACAAAAAAUUUUGAUUUCUUGGAAUUCAAUGAUCAGUGAGUAUGCACGAUCGGAAGAAAGGCUCAAGGUUGCUUGGGAGUUGUUUGAGGAAAUGCCUAAGAAAGAUUUGAUUUCUUGGAACUCUAUGAUUAAUGGGUGUGUCAAGUGUGGGAAAAUGGAAAAUGAUCACCACUUGUUUAAUCGGAUGCCAAAAAGAGUGUGGUCAGUUGAGCCAAUAUGGUAAAUGGGCAUGCAAAAUUAGGUGAAAUUGAUAUUGCCAGAGGUUUGUUUGUUGAAAUGCCAGAGAUGGAUGUGAUUUCUUGCAAUGCAAUGAUGGCUAGAUAUGUUCAAAAUGGGUAUCUUAUGGAAUCAUUAAAAAAUUUUCAUGAUAUGCUAAGCAAGGAGUUAUUUCUUGAUAAUGCCACUUUGUUGAUCACUCUUUCUGCAAUUGCCCAAUUAGGACACUUUGAUGAAGGGGUAGCACUACAUUGCUAUAUAGAAGACAAUGGAUUUUCUUUGAGUGAAAAACUUGGCGUUGCCCUCAUAGACACGUAUGCCAAGUGUGGUAGCAUUGACAAUGCUUUGUCAGUAUUUGAGGAUAUAGAUAAUAAAAGUAUUGAUCAUUGGAAUGCUAUACUUAGUGGUUUGGCUAUUCAUGGCUUGGGCGAAGUGGCUUUUGAAUUGUUCAUGGAGAUGGAGAAACUUUUUGUAAAACCAAAUGAUAUCACAUUCAUUGGAGUGUUAAAUGCUUGUAACCAUGCUGGCUUGGUGAAGGAAGGUCUGAUGUGUUUUGAGCUUAUGAAAAGAGUUGACAAAGUGGAGCCAAAACUCCAACAUUAUGUAUGCAUGGUUGACAUCCUAGGCCAAGCAGGCCAUGUGGAAGAAACCAAGAAAUUUGUAGAAAAAAUGUCCAUUGAGCCAAAUGAUGUGGUUUGGAGGACCUUGCUUAGUGCUUGUAGGAAUCAUGAAAACUUCACAAUUGGAGAACCAGUAGCUAAGCAUUUAAUUAGUGUGGAUUCUUAUAAUCUAAGUUCUUAUGUGCUCCUGUCUAACAUAUAUGCUGGUUUUGGCAUAUGGAAUGAUGUUCACCGAAUUAGGAUGAUGAUGAAACAAAGGGAUCUAAAGAAAAUUCCAGGUUGCAGUCAGAUUGAACUUGAGGGGAAUGUUCACAAGUUCUUUGUUAGAGAUAAAUCCCAUCCUCAGGUUAGAGAGAUCUAUUCCAUGUUGGACAGUUUGUCUACACUCAAUUCAGAGGUUGGCUAUUGUAAACAUUAGUGUUGAGUUGGGCACUGAUGAUCAGAAGUUGACAAGUCAUCGGCGGAUUAAAAUUAAAAUGUCUUAUUGUGGCCAGUGGUAGAUGGACAAUCCAAUUUACCAACUCAGCAAGCUACCAUCUUCAUAAUGUAUCUAUACUUUGAUUGCAUUGAGAUACAAAUCAGUGUCUGAUUCAAAGAAAAAUGUAAGUAUCUUAUUAUUAUAAUAUAUUUUUUUGUGCUAAAA
Molecule: messenger RNA, 2114 nt
Organism: Vitis vinifera (wine grape)
Lineage: Eukaryota; Viridiplantae; Streptophyta; Magnoliopsida; Vitales; Vitaceae
Product: pentatricopeptide repeat-containing protein At2g45350, chloroplastic-like
Exons: 1
Coding region: 852-1889 (345 amino acids)
Biological process (GO): RNA modification
Molecular function (GO): protein binding; RNA binding
Source: RefSeq, a predicted model, not a curated record